Microthlaspi erraticum is the source of this 330-nucleotide messenger RNA. NCBI's taxonomy places the organism in Eukaryota, Viridiplantae, Streptophyta, Magnoliopsida, Brassicales, Brassicaceae. The record is from the annotation of a GenBank genome assembly.
AUGAAGGAAGGUGAUGAGUGGAAAACCGCCUUUAAAACCAAGCAUGGUCUAUAUGAGUGGCUUGUGAUGCCAUUUGGCUUGACCAAUGCGCCAAGUUUUGUGGUGAGUGCAGAUGGCGUACAGGUUGAUGAAGAGAAGGUCGCAGCUAUCCGGGACUGGCCUAGUCCUAAGACCGUUGGAGAGGUCAGGAGCUUUCAUGGCUUGGCCGGAUUCUAUCGGCGGUUUGUUAAGGAUUUUAGCACUAUAGCCGCGCCAAUGACUGAGAUUAUCAAGAAGGAAGUUGGUUUCAAAGUGGGAGAAGGCACAGGAGGAAGCAUUUCAGACUCUUAA